Molecule: messenger RNA, 336 nt
Organism: Mollisia scopiformis
Lineage: Eukaryota; Fungi; Ascomycota; Leotiomycetes; Helotiales; Mollisiaceae
Exons: 1
Coding region: 120-296 (58 amino acids)
Source: RefSeq, a predicted model, not a curated record
GCAAACAAUGUCUGGAGGAGGAGCUCGAACGUUUUCUGGGCGUCGCGUCGACGAGUCUCAGAAAUCGUGGCUCGAUCGCAGGAAAAGUGUUGAAGGCGCGUGAAGACAAAUGUCGAGAAAUGUCUUCAGGGGGUCCCAGAAGCUCGGUGUCCGCAAAGAUUGGAUUCUUUUGUGGCCGUGUUGAGGAGUCCUUCUACCAAGGUUCAAGUUGGUUAUUGACUUUAUGCGUCGCUAUGAUCCUCGCCUGCUCACUAGCCACAAAAGAGCGCCACACUAGGCUUCCUUCCGACUUUUGACGACGAUGACACCGAUUAGAACUUUCGCGCAAAUUCAUAC